AUGACACACUCUCAAAGUCAGACCUUUUCAACUGAAAAAACCAAAACUAUAAUUGUGGCGAAGAAGGUAUUCCAAGAGAACGAUUGUAUCAGAAAUGAGGAGUUCUUCGAGUUUAUUAAAUCCCAUUUUGAUAUCAAUAGAGACAUUCACUUCAUUGAUUCCAAGAAGAGGGAGGAAUUCUACAAUGAGCACUUAAAGCGAGAAGGUCCAUCCAAUGCAAAAACUAUUCAGCUGAAAAAAUGGUCUGAUGUGAUCGACUUGAUAAAAACACUCAAAUAUCUGAAACUGAAUAAGUGCUUCAAAGACAUUGUGGAGUAUGCAUAUCCCAUCUUUGCAAAACUGGAAAAGAAAUCAUCAAGUGACCUGCAUGCAGCUGUUACACACUGUCAAAUCAACUGUCUCGCUCGAAAAGUAACCUGGAUUCUGGAAUUCAUUGAGAAGCAGAAAUUGCGCCUUCGGAUGGGUAUUGUGGAUAUUCCUAGAAUAGAAUACGGUGUGAACAGAGUGGCGGCGGAGUCGAAACAAAUGGGAACAAGCGAGAAGAAACAAGGAGCUAAGAAUAAUACGAAAAAGAAUAAUAAACCGCCGAAAAAGAAGUGA
This is a messenger RNA of Caenorhabditis remanei, 600 nucleotides long. RefSeq lists its product as uncharacterized. Lineage: Eukaryota; Metazoa; Nematoda; Chromadorea; Rhabditida; Rhabditidae. Bases 1 to 600 code for a protein of 199 amino acids. The transcript has a single exon. The record is from RefSeq and is a predicted model, not a curated record.